Messenger RNA from Staurois parvus, 356 nucleotides. Lineage: Eukaryota; Metazoa; Chordata; Amphibia; Anura; Ranidae. The record is from the annotation of a GenBank genome assembly.
GGUGCAAACCAAUCUCUUUCAAGGUUUUAUUGCCAAAGCUUUACCCUAGGUUCACAUCUGUGUGGGUGGUGCUGCUGCGGAUCUGAACAAAAAUCCGUGCAGCUGCACUACCCACACAGAGAAAUGGGUGCAAUGACUGGUAUGUGGUCAGGGGCAGGGGCGGACUGACCAUUUGGAAACUCAGCCACUGCCUGAGGGCCCGGGGUCAGUAGGGGCCCCAUGAGAUGCCCCUGGUACGCUUUUUGUUUUUUUUUUCAUAGACUUUUCUGAGUUUGGGCAAGGGCACAGGGGCCCCAUGAUCCCCUAUUGCCCGGGGCCCCAUGAGUUGUCAGUCCGCCCCUGGUCAGGGGUUCAAU